Mizuhopecten yessoensis (Yesso scallop) is the source of this 2475-nucleotide messenger RNA. RefSeq names its product neuronal acetylcholine receptor subunit alpha-10-like. Bases 507 to 1949 code for a protein of 480 amino acids. Gene Ontology annotation, cellular component: synapse; neuron projection; postsynaptic membrane. The record is from RefSeq and is a predicted model, not a curated record. Gene Ontology annotation, biological process: chemical synaptic transmission; regulation of membrane potential; nervous system process. Lineage: Eukaryota; Metazoa; Mollusca; Bivalvia; Pectinida; Pectinidae. The transcript has 8 exons. Gene Ontology annotation, molecular function: transmembrane signaling receptor activity; acetylcholine-gated monoatomic cation-selective channel activity.
AACAGUUACAGUGUAUAAUCAAUGUCCAGUCGUUAUCUAAUACAUCAGUACCGUACACAUUCUUUUGUAAUGGGAGAACAAAAAGAGAGAUACCACACAGUUUAGUUGUCGUCGGAGAUCAGUUUUAAUGAUAAAAUACAACACUUCUUCCCGGAAGAAAUUAUCUCUGAGCAAGAGAGAAAUGUGGUAUUGUUGAGCCUGAUAUGUGAUACGUUAUUUCAGGAACAUCCGACACGUUCUACCACAAUGUUGACAUUUACGGAUAUAGCUAGAACGUACCACACCCGACCUGACAGCGUUUCACACCGCGUGCCCUGUGGUCACAGCGACCUGCAUAAACUAAAAGUAGUAUUGAAAAUUAUCGUAUUUAUACGGACCUGAACUUGACCAACUGGAUAUGCUUUAGUUUAACUUGUGACGAAGUCUGUGAUAUUUCUUUGUGAGGUACCUCUGACUACGACUACCAGGCUACCAAUCUGUUUCGUGGAGAUUAUUACACAUUUAAGAUGUAUUUAACCUUAAAUAGGGCGUUACUCAUAGGUUUCCUGUUACUGGGACUCCGAUCUCGGAUAAAAGAUUCGUGCCAGGCGCACUCCCACAUCAUCACCACAACAUUAUACGAGGAUUUGUUUCAACACUACAACAAGAGACUGCUGCCUGUGUGUUCCAGGGAUGGAAAUGUCACCCUUUCUUUAAACACAGCACUGCGACAGAUCAUUGAUCUAAAUGAAAGAGAACAAGUCAUCUCCAUUAACGUCUGGCUACGUAUGAGUUGGACAGAUUGUCGUAUGAGGUGGAAUGUCUCGGACUACGAGGAUAUUGACCAUUUCUCUGUACCUUACGAGGACGUUUGGAUCCCUGAUAUCACACUAUACGACAGCGCCAGUGACGAGGUGAUGAUGCCGGGGAGGGAGGACUACAUUGCCUCUAUAUAUAACGACGGAACCGUCCACUACAACUUCCCAACCGUACUCAAAAGCAUCUGUCGGGUAGACGUCACGUACUUCCCCUUCGACACACAGAUAUGUAGUCUCAAGUUUGGGUCGUGGUCUCACCAUGGAAAAGAGAUAGACGUUGUCAACUCGAUGAAGCAAGGCGAUUUGUCAUACUACGUACAACAUAACGAGUGGGAACUCAUUGGUAUGCCUGUUGAGAAGAAUGUGUUGUUUUACGCCUGCUGUAAGGAACCGUAUCCUGACAUCACGUUCUAUAUCAACAUGAGACGGAAGUCUCAGUUUUACGUGAUGACUGUGCUGUUUCCCUGUAUUCUGACCAGUGUCGUGGCCAUGCUAAGCUUCAUCCUCCCGGCAGAGUCCGGCGAGAAGGUUUCUUUAGGGAUCACAGUACUCCUGUCGCUGGCUGUGUUCCUUCUACUGGUGUCCGAGUCCAUGCCGGCAUCGUCCGACUCCUUCCCAUACAUCGGAAUGUAUUUUGCCGUUUCUAUGGUCCUCGUCUCGUUAUCGUGUACAAUGACUGUUAUCGUCCUGAUGUUCCACUCACGGGGCUGUUCCGGCAGGAAAAUUCCAUCCUGGGCGAAACGUAUCUUCAUAGUGAAGCUAGGCAAGCUUGUUUGUUCUCAGUCAGGAAAAUAUCUCCUGGACAGAGAUAAAAGCAGGGAAGCUCCGUUAGAAUUGCAUGUAAAUGGACGUGCCAAUAACAUCGUGCACCCAGAAAAAACGGCAGAGCCAACCCAGAACGUUGUGACAAAUAAUUCCACGACGGAUAUGCUUCUCCGAACAAAGGAACCUUUAGCAAGACUCAUGCGUACUCAAUCGACCAUUCUAGAGCGUGUCGAAAACAGUUUGAACAAAAGUCACGUGGUUAAUGACGUAGAAGAUGAGUGGCACCAAUUGGCACGUGUUCUGGACAGGGUGUUUCUCUUCUUUUAUAUAGUCAUAUCGCUCAUUACGUCAUCAGUAUUUCUCGGAAUAAUGGCUAAUAAUUCAUGACAGAAGUGGUCAACAUGUCUGAACUAUAGCUCGUAAAUUACUUUGCCAACAUUUUCAUGCCAAGAACAGUAUGUCAUGUUUCUCUUCGAUGCAAUUAUUCAAAUAAAAUAUGCAAUUAAUACCUGUACAUCAUGUUAAUGAAGCCAAGGACUUUUCGAUCAGAUUCAUAUCUGUUACCUUUCAUCUGAACUUUAACUUAAUUUUGAUAUUACAAACUCCAUUUCGACUUAUUCAUCUUUAUGUACCAUUCGCUAUAACACAUAAUGUUGAUGUAUGAUACUAAAGUAUUGAGCUUUUUGCUUCACUUUUAAUUUUAUAUUAUCAACCAAUUCUACCAGUGCCAAAUACUAGCUACAUUACUGUAAUAGUGCCUGAAUAGCCAUUAGUCUCCAUUACAGUACUACUGAAACCUGUAAGAGACAUCACUUAUGUUGAAGAAUUGAACUGCUUUUUGUUGGCAUUCAUAGGCAAUAUGAAUAUGGGGUCGCGGUGACCAAGUGGUUAAGGCGUCUGAUAUUCUGCUACC